This is a messenger RNA of Loa loa (African eye worm), 291 nucleotides long. RefSeq lists its product as hypothetical. Gene Ontology annotation, cellular component: membrane. NCBI's taxonomy places the organism in Eukaryota, Metazoa, Nematoda, Chromadorea, Rhabditida, Onchocercidae. Gene Ontology annotation, biological process: carbohydrate transport; transmembrane transport. The record is from RefSeq and is a predicted model, not a curated record. The transcript has 3 exons. Gene Ontology annotation, molecular function: carbohydrate:proton symporter activity. The coding region runs from base 1 to 291 and encodes 96 amino acids.
AUGCCCGAAAGUCCACGGUGGCUAUGUGCUAAUGAUCAGGAAGAAGAAGGCAUUCGAGUAACACAAUGGCUUCAUCCAAAUGAUGAAAAACUUCAACAAGAAGAAAUUGAUCGCUUGAAUAUUUACAUUGGUUAUAAGGAAAGACUUAAAGAAAUGUUGAAAGGUAGAUGGCGUGUAAUGCAUCUUAUACGUGACACGCGUACAUUGCAGCAAAUAUUGCUCGGUUGCAUGCUGCAAAUAUUUCAACAGUUAUCGGCUAUAAAUGCUAUCAUGCAAGUUUUCACUGAUUAG